AUGUUCAAGCCUGUGCAGUUCUCGGAUAGCACCACUGCACCAAGUUCAGACUCAGAAGUCGAACCCCUAGAAAGUCACCAGUCCGAGCACCAAAAACACGUCCGCCUGGACGUUGGUUCAGAAAACUCUCCUCCCAUAUCACCAAAUGCACCUGAGAAUGGCCUACCAGAAUUCCAGAAGCGUCCUUUGAGUGAUACGCCCGUCGGGUCAUACUGGAAUUCACCCAGUGAUUCGCAAGAGACUUCGAGCGACUCUACUCCUAUUCCAUCACCCCACGGUAGCUCCAGCAACCUGCGCCAGUUCGAAACAGCUUUAGGAGAGGAUGGUGAAUCAAAAACAUCUAACAACAGUCAUUUUAUACAUCCUAAAGUGAGGCCUACUACCAUCGAUGUGCCCGGCUUAACAAAAUCCAGAACAUCGCCUGAUGGUACCAUCUCCAACAAAGACCCAGGCUCAAAGCUCGUCAUUGUAAUGGUUGGACUACCUGCUACAGGGAAGUCAUUUAUCACAAAUAAGCUUUCUCGAUUUUUGAAUUAUUCCAUGUACUACUGCAAAGUCUUCAAUGUUGGCAACACACGCCGGCAGUUUGCAAAAGAGCAUAAUCUACAAGACCAAGACUCAAACUUCUUCGAUCCAAACAACCCUGAAAGCAAGAAGCUACGGGAGAAAUGGGCAAUGGAUACCUUAGAUCAGCUUUUGGACUACCUGCUAGACGGUCCUGGUUCUGUAGGUAUAUUCGAUGCGACCAACUCCACCAAGAACCGACGCAAAAAAGUCUUGGAAAAAAUUUAUUCCAGGAACAACCAGAUCAAAGUGCUCUAUUUGGAAAGUGUUUGCUCUGACAAGACAACAGUUGAGAAAAAUAUCCAGCUCAAGCUUUUUGGGCCAGACUACAAAGGCAAAGAUCCCGAAGCUUCCCUACAGGACUUUAAAGAAAGGCUCUCGAAUUAUGUGAGAGCCUAUGAACCUGUUGAGGACGAUGAAGACCUUCAAUAUAUUAAAAUGAUUGACGUUGGAAAAAAAGUCAUUUCAUAUAAUAUACAGGGCUUCCUUGCAUCACAGACAGUUUACUAUCUAUUGAAUUUCAAUUUGGCAGAGAGGCAGAUAUGGAUUACAAGAAACGGUGAAAGUGAGUACAACGUUCAAGGAAAAAUAGGUGGAGACUCAGAUUUAACGCUACGAGGGAAGCGUUAUGCACAAGCUUUGUCCAGAUUUAUUGACAAGCAAAGAAUAAGUUUUACGGAGCACGAAAUGAAGGCACACAUGGAGAGCAACCCAGACGGUAAAAACUUCAGUGCUACCGAAUUUUUCGUUUGGACCUCGAUGUUGAAUCGAGCUGUGCAAACGGGCAAUUACUUCAAUGAAGAUGAUUAUCCCAUCAAGCAAAUGCGUAUGUUGGAUGAAUUAAGUGCUGGUGAUUGCGAAGGCCUGACUUAUGCUGAAAUUCAAGCAAAGCACCCUGACGAAUUUGAGGAAAGAUUGAACGACAAGCUAAGAUAUAGAUAUCCAGGUAUCGGCGGGGAGUCAUACAUGGACGUUAUCAAUCGUUUGAGACCAGUGAUUACCGAAAUCGAAAGAAUCAAAGAAAACUUAUUGAUAGUCACGCACCGCGUCGUGGCGCGCGUGUUACUAGGAUAUUUUUUGAAUUUAAGCAGAGACAUCAUAGCCAAUCUCGAUGUUCCUCUUCACUGUGUUUAUUGCCUGGAGCCUAAACCAUAUGGGGUUACUUGGUCUCUAUAUGAGUAUGACGAGAGCACAGAUGAUUUCUUCAAAGUCCCUCACACAGAGCUCAACACCAUGAAAGUCAAAGAGGUCGGACUAGUCCACUCUGAAAGACGCUACUCAAUUGUUCCAACUGCUCCCCCAAGUGUUGCGAACACAAAAGGUGAAUUCUUGGCCAAUAACGCUAGCUCCACGAGUCUGGCCAAAACAGCCUUGCCAAGGCUUCCAGUUGUUGGCGGUGGAACAUCUAUUGCGCGACCAGGUAGAAGACCACAGUUGAUUUCAGCAACUUCAAGCAGGUUUGCAAGGAACAAUUCAAACAAUAAAGACGGGGCGAGCGAAAGGUCUAUUUCAACCCCGCCGCUAACAGGUGGACGUAAAGAGAUUGAAUUAAACAAACUUAACGAAAAGCUGGCUCAACUGAAUGCAUCCGAAAGCAAGGAAAAUACAGGAUCCAAACCGGUUAUGAGCAGAAGCCAGAGCGAACUUUAG
Molecule: messenger RNA, 2214 nt
Organism: Lachancea thermotolerans CBS 6340
Lineage: Eukaryota; Fungi; Ascomycota; Saccharomycetes; Saccharomycetales; Saccharomycetaceae
Gene: PFK26
Product: 6-phosphofructo-2-kinase
Exons: 1
Coding region: 1-2214 (737 amino acids)
Biological process (GO): fructose metabolic process; fructose 2,6-bisphosphate metabolic process
Cellular component (GO): cytosol
Molecular function (GO): 6-phosphofructo-2-kinase activity; ATP binding
Source: RefSeq, a predicted model, not a curated record